Messenger RNA from Oncorhynchus nerka (sockeye salmon), 4587 nucleotides. Its product is annotated as ATP-binding cassette sub-family C member 12-like. The record is from RefSeq and is a predicted model, not a curated record. Lineage: Eukaryota; Metazoa; Chordata; Actinopteri; Salmoniformes; Salmonidae. The coding region runs from base 53 to 3001 and encodes 982 amino acids. Gene Ontology annotation, molecular function: ABC-type transporter activity; ATP hydrolysis activity; ATP binding. Gene Ontology annotation, biological process: transmembrane transport. The transcript is spliced from 21 exons. Gene Ontology annotation, cellular component: membrane.
GCCAUUUGAUUACAGGGUUAUUUUCUGUCUGUUCUUUUAUCCCUCAGACACAAUGAAUGUUUACCAAACAGCAGAGAAGGAGGUCAUCUCAGGGCUGUCUUACAGGAAAAGAAGUGACAGUGUUAUAUGGAAUUAUGAAUCUACUGCCACCAUGGAGAUGAAUCCAGAGGGCCUACCUUCCCUGGACUACAGGGAAGAGGACCCCCCUCCCAACCAACACUUCAAGUACCACAGCAGCCUGCAGAACAUGAUCCCAUUCCGUUUCUCAAACAAGUCCAACCCCAUGGACGAUGCAGGCUUCUUCUCCUUCACCUCGUUUGCCUGGAUGACUCCCAUGAUGUGGAGCCUGUUCAGGAACCGACUGGACAAGAGCUCCCUGUCUCUGUCUUCUCAUGAUGGGGCCGAAACCAAUGGGAAGAGGUUCGAGAGGCUUUGGGAGGAAGAGGUAGCUAAGGUGGGACUAGAGAAAGCUUCUUUAGGUGGAGUCUUCAUGCGCUUCCAAAGGACCCGAUCCCUGGUGGCCUUCCUCGUCGCCAUCCUCUUCGCGCUCUCUGUGUUUAUCGGACCGGCGGUUCUGGUGUAUGAGAUCCUGAACUAUGCAGAAAACCCUGGGACGUCUACUCUGCUCCACGGUGUGGGUCUGUGUGUGGCUCUGUUCACCUCAGAGUUCUCCAAAGCCUUCUUUGCCUCUCUACUGUGGGCUGUUAACCUGAGGACGGCCAUCAGGGUGAAGAGUGCCUUCUCUGUCGUCGCCUUCCAGAAGAUCAUCUCUCUCAGAUCCGUCAGCAACCUCUCUGUGGGAGAGAUGAUCAACGUGCUGACCAGUGAUGGCUACAGGAUGUUUGAGGCUGUGCUGUUUGGUACCUUCCUGCUGUGUAUCCCUGUGCUACUGACCGCCUGUAUGAUCUACGCCUGCUACACUCUAGGAUACACUGCCCUCAUAGGGGUCUCUGUCUACCUCAUCUUCAUCCCCAUACAGUUUUUCAUGGCCAGACUGAUCCAAGUGUUCAGGAGGAAAGCAGUGAGCGUCACAGACACUCGUGUCCGCACCAUGAACGAGGUUCUCACCUGCAUCAAACUCAUCAAGAUGUAUGCCUGGGAAACCUCCUUCGAGAAGAAAAUCACCGACAUCAGGAAGGCUGAGAAGCAGCUGCUGGAGAUGGCUGGCUACAUCCAGAGUAUCAACUCCUCCAUCACAACCAUCAUCCCCACCCUGGCAACCAUCCUCACCUUCGUAGUCCACACCCUGCUGGGCCUGCCCCUCAGCUCCUCGGAAGCUUUUACCACAAUCGCCAUCUUUAACUCCAUGCGGUUCUCCCUGGGUUUGCUGCCGUUCUCUGUCAAAGCCAUAGCCGAGGGACUGGUAUCGCUAGCCCGGCUAAAGAAACUGCUGAUGACACAGAACCCAGACUCGUACCUGGUCCAGAGACACGGGUCCUCCUCGGCCCUGGUCAUGGAGAAGGCAACAUUCACCUGGGCCAGGCCUGAAGGACAGACAACCACUACGGCACCAGGCACCACAGCCUCUCUGAAGGGAGGGAAGGUGGAACCACAGGGCCAGAACGGGACUCACACACCGGGCAAGACCAAGGCCAAGCCCACCCUGAGAAACAUCUCCUUCAACCUGCCUAAGGGAAACCUGCUUGGUAUCUGUGGCAACGUGGGAAGUGGGAAGACAUCGCUGAUAUCGAGCAUCUUAGAACAGAUGCACCUGCAGCAUGGUUCAGUCACAGCAGACGGACAGUUUGCCUACGUUUCCCAGCAGGCCUGGAUCUUCCACGGUACGGUCCAAGACAAUAUCUUGAUGGGGGAACCCUUCAACCAGACCAGGUAUGACAAAGUCAUCAGUGCCUGUAGCCUGAUACCAGAUCUGGCUAUUCUUCCCUAUGGCGAUCAAACUGAGAUAGGUGAGCGAGGCCUGAACCUGUCUGGGGGUCAGAAGCAGAGGAUCAGUCUGGCCAGAGCAGUCUACUCCAACAAAGACAUCAUCCUGCUGGACGACCCUCUGUCUGCGGUGGACGCCCACGUAGGGAAACACAUCUUUGAGGAGUGUAUCAAGAAGACCCUGAAGGGGAAGAGUAUCAUCCUGGUCACCCAUCAACUACAGUAUCUGGAGUUCUGUGAUGAGAUACUGGUGUUGGAGAGUGGGAAGAUAAAGGAGGCAGGGACACACAAAGCUCUGAUGAAAGCUAAAGGCCGAUACGCACAGAUGAUCAACAACUUCCAGAUGGAGCAUUCACAGGAACAACCUGAGGAGCAGCCGAUACAACCAGACCCCGUCGACACGAAGGAGAAGAACCUGGAUGAUCACAAGGGAAAAGGACUAGAAAACCCAGCUUUUGACAUGUCUGAUGAGAAACCAGACGAGUCGGAAGGAAGUCCAUCGGUAUCACAUUUUUCUAAGGACCAGCUGGUGACUCAGGAGGGUUCUCAGGAGGGUUCUGUUGCCUGGAGGACCUACCACCAGUACUGUAAAGCUGCAGGAGGGUACAUACUGCUGUCUCUCAUCAUCAUCAUCUUCAUCUGCUUGGUGGGGACCACUGCCUUCAGCAACUGGUGGCUCAGCUACUGGCUGGAGCAGGGAUCAGGGACAGCGAACGUGUCGAAUUCCACCGCAGGGAACAUCUCCCUGAACCCUGACCUGAGCUUCUACCAGAUGAUUUACGGCCUGGUGGUGGUGGCCAUGCUGGUCUUCAGCUUCAUGAAGGGCUACUCUUUCACCAAAGUCACGUUGCACACAUCCUCCAAGCUACACGACACCAUGUUCAGAAACAUCCUGAACAGCCCCAUGAGUUUCUUUGACACCACCCCAACGGGACGUAUGGUGAACCGUUUUUCCAAGGACCAGGAUGAGGUGGAUACCAUGCUGCCAUUCAACAUGGAGAACUUCCUGCAGUUCAGCCUGGUGGUCACCUACACCAUCGUCACCAUCUCGGCCGUGUUUCCUCCGCUACUCAUCGCCAUCACGCUGCUGGGAGCCAUCUUCACACUCAUACUCUAGUGAGUCAACCGGCAUCUUCACACUCAUACUCUAGUGAGUCAACCGGCAUCUUCACACUCAUACUCUAGUGAGUCAACCGGCAUCUUCACACUCAUACUCUAGUAAGUCAACCGGCAUCUUCACACUCAUACUCUAGUGAGUACACCGGCAUCUUCACACUCAUACUCUAGUGAGUCAACCGGCAUCUCUACAGUUCGGUCAUUUACCCAGGGUGACAUACUGUCAGUUUGGUCAUUUACCCAGGGUGACAUACUGUCAGUUUGGUCAUUUACCCAGGGUGACAUGCUGUCAGUUUGCUCAUUUACCCAGAGUUUCUUUGACACCAUACAGUCAGUUUGGUCAUUUAACCAGGGUGACAUACAGUCAGAUCAGUCAUUUACCCAGGGUGACAUGCAGUCAGUUUGGUCAUACAGUCAGUCCUGUGUGGUGUGUUCUGAGUAUGUUGUGUCCUGAGACCUGUAUGGUGUGUCCUGAGUCCUGUGUGUUCUGAGUCCUGUAUGGUGUGUCCUGAGUCCUGUGUGUUCUGAGUCCUGUAUGGUGUGUCCUGAGUCCUCUGUGGUGUGUUCUGAGUCCUGUGUGUUCUGAGUCCUGUGUGUUCUGAGUCCUGUGUGGUGUGUUCUGAGUCCUGUGUGUUCUGAGUCCUGUGUGGUGUGUUCUGAGUCCUGUGUGUUCUGAGUCCUGUGUGGUGUGUUCUGAGUCCUGUGUGGUGUGUUCUGAGUCCUGUCUGUUGUGUUCUGAAUCCUGUGUGUUCUGAGUCCUGUCUGGUGUGUUCUGAGUCCUGUGUGGUGUGUUCUGAGUCCUGUGUGUUCUGAGUCCUGUGUGGUGUGUUCUGAGUCCUGUGUUCUGAGUCCUGUGUGUUGUGUUCUGAGUCCUGUGUGUUCUGAGUCCUGUGUGGUGUGUUCUGAGUCCUGUGUGGUGUGUUCUGAGUCCUGUGUUCUGAGUCCUGUGUGUUGUGUUCUGAGCCCUGUGUGUUCCGAGUCCUGUGUGUUCUGAGUCCUGUGUGUUCUGAAUCCUGUGUGUUCUGAGCCCUGUGUGUUCUGAACCCUGUGUGUUCUGUGUCCUGUGUGUUCUGAGUAUGGUGUGUUCUGAGUCCUGUGUGUUCUGAGUCCUGUGUGUUCUGAGUCCUGUGUGUUGUGUUCUGAGCCCUGUGUGUUCUGAGUCCUGUGUGCUGUGUUCUGAGUCCUGUGUGUUCUGAGUCCUGUGUGUUCUGAGUCCUGUGUGUUGUGUUCUGAGCCCUGUGUGUUCUGAGUCCUGUGUGGUGUGUUCUGAGUCCUGUGUGGUGUGGUCUGAGUUCUGUGUGUUCUGAGUCCUGUGUGCUGUGUUCUGAGUCCUGUGUGUUCUGAGUCCUGUGUGUUCUGAGUCCUGUGUGUUGUGUUCUGAGCCCUGUGUGUUCUGAGUCCUGUGUGCUGUGUUCUGAGUCCUGUGUGUUCUGAGUCCUGUGUGUUCUGAGUCCUGUGUUCUGAGUCCUGUGUGUUGUGUUCUGAGCCCUGUGUGUUCUGAGUCCUGUGUGCUGUGUUCUGAGUCCUGUGUGUUCUGAGUCCUGUGUGGUGUGUUCUGAGUCAUGUGUGGUGUGUUCUGAGUCCUGU